AUGGCUCCGCCUCCAUCUACCAUUACUUUGGGAAUAGGAACUCCUCCAAAGUUUGCUGUUAUGAACAAAGGUCUGAGAUGGUUUGCCAUUUCUUUGGUAGGUUCGGAAAAACAAAGCUGUUCUGCGGCCAAUUUCAUGGAAGUUCUGCCUGUUUUGGCAACAUAUAUUUGUUGUUCUGGUGCCUCCUCUACUUUUGCCAAUUUGCACUCGAAGGUCUCUUGUGAUAGCACAUCUCCUUCCAAAGUGUUCUCCUGUCCUUCUACUGCCUUAAACUUUUCUGGCAUGAUAAACACCAUGUUAAUGCCUAGAUCGCCCUGUAACAGGGUUUCUAAUUCUGCACUGAAAGCCUCAGUUUCUUCAACUAGUUCUCCAUCGUACUCCAUAUGUUCUUCUCCAUAUUCUUCUGUCCAAUCUUCUUACUCUCUUGUUUCGAGGAAUCCAGUCUGGUUGUCUGCAGAUGGUUCUAACUGGUUGAUUGAGGAUGAGGCAGGAUGGGUGGAAAGUUUGCUUGGAGACUCCGUCUUUGUCAGUUUUUCUAUUGUUACUAAGGGAGGUUUCUCAGCCAAUUUUAACAUUCCUACUGUUAUUCCUUCUUGUAUGACGUCCCUGAAAACAACAGCUAUUGGUGGAAUGGUUCCAAGAGUUGUGCCAUCUGCAAUACUGUCUAACCUUGAGUUCCUUAGGCUUGGGCAACUUGUGGAGUGUCUCUAUUUCUUUCUGUAG
This is a messenger RNA of Prunus armeniaca (apricot), 723 nucleotides long. The record is from the annotation of a GenBank genome assembly. NCBI's taxonomy places the organism in Eukaryota, Viridiplantae, Streptophyta, Magnoliopsida, Rosales, Rosaceae.